Messenger RNA from Triticum aestivum (bread wheat), 1962 nucleotides. RefSeq names its product G-type lectin S-receptor-like serine/threonine-protein kinase B120. Gene Ontology annotation, molecular function: protein serine/threonine kinase activity; ATP binding. Bases 1 to 1962 code for a protein of 653 amino acids. The record is from RefSeq and is a predicted model, not a curated record. NCBI's taxonomy places the organism in Eukaryota, Viridiplantae, Streptophyta, Magnoliopsida, Poales, Poaceae. Gene Ontology annotation, cellular component: plasma membrane. Gene Ontology annotation, biological process: protein phosphorylation; recognition of pollen. The transcript is spliced from 7 exons.
AUGAUGUUCUCUACACUCGCCUCAUUGCUUGGAGGGGGCCUGAUGACCCAGCCACCAGCAACUAACUACUCCAUGGGCGGUGACCCUAGUUCGGACCUCCAGGUUGUAAUCUGGAAUGGGACUACACCAUAUUGGCGCAGAUCUGUGUGGGAUGGUGAAUUGGUCGAUGGCUGGUAUCAAGGUAGCACUGGCUUCAUCAUGACCCUGACAAUUGUCUACCAAGGGCGUGAGUUAUACAUGACAUUCACCGUCUCCGACGACUCGCCAAGCAUGCGAAUGGUGCUGCACUACACGGGCAUGUUUAGGUUUCUGGUGUGGAACAGCAACUCGUCAUCAUGGGAGGUUUUCACAGAGCAGCCAAGUCCUAGCUGUGACCAAUACGCCUACUGCGGACCAUUUGGCUACUGUGAUGCCACUGAAACAGUUCCGAAAUGCAACUGCCUCAGUGGGUUUGAGCCUGACGGUGUUAACUUCUCCAGAGGGUGCCGGAGAAAGGAGGAUCUGAAAUGUGGCGGUGGCGAUAAUUUCUUGACCUUGAGAGGUAUGAAGAUACCCGAUAAGUUCGUAUAUGUCAGGAACAGAGGCAUCGACCAAUGCAGAGCAGAGUGCAGCCGUAAUUGCAAUUGCACUGCGUAUGCUUAUGCUAACCUGCAAAAUGGCAGCACGUCUGAUGACGUGCCAAGGUGCUUGAUUUGGUUGGGGGAGCUUGUCGACACAGGAAAGUUUCGUGAUGGCGAGAACCUGUACCUCCGUCUAGCCAGUUCAACAGUUGCCAAAGAGAGCAAUGUAUUGAAGAUUGCACUCCCAGAUGCAGUUCAUGAGUUAUUCGUAAGAAACAAUAUUGAUAAAAAGCUAUUUCUGUCAGGCAAACGACGAAUCAAGAAAGUUAAGAAUAAAUAUGCACGACAACACUCGAAAAAUUCCAAAUCUAUCGAACUUGAGAACGAAACCAUAGAACUUCCAUAUAUUUGCUUUGAAGAUGUUGUUACUGCAACGGACAAUUUCUCAGAUUACAACAUGCUUGGGAAAGGUGGCUUCAGAAAAGUUUACAAGGGACGGUUACAAGGUGGCUAUGAAGUUGCUGUCAAAAGGCUAAGCAAGAGUUCUGGUCAAGGGGCUGACGAGUUCAGAAAUGAAGUGGUUCUGAUUGCCAAAUUGCAGCAUAGAAACUUAGUUAGGCUUCUUGCUUACUGCACUCACGAAGAUGAGAAGUUAUUGAUAUAUGAAUACUUACCUCACAAAAGUUUAGAUGCCUUCCUUUUUGAUGCCACAAGAAAUUUUGUGCUUGAUUGGCCGACCAGGUUUAAGGUAAUUAAAGGGAUAGCGAGAGGGCUUCUUUAUCUCCAUCAAGAUUCAAGGCUAACAAUAAUCCAUCGUGAUCUCAAAGCAAGCAAUGUCUUGUUAGAUGCGGAAAUGAACCCUAAAAUAUCAGAUUUUGGUAUGGCAAGGAUCUUUGGAGGAAAUGAGCAGCAAGUGAACACUAUCCGUGUUGUUGGGACAUACGGUUACAUGUCUCCUGAAUAUGCAAUGGAAGGUUCCUUUUCUGUCAAGUCUGACAUGUAUAGCUUUGGCAUUCCUCUGUUGGAGAUUGUAAGCGGGUUAAAGAUUAGCUCAUCCCAUCUCACAAUGGAUUUUCCAAGCCUUAUAGCUUAUGCAUGGAGCUUAUGGAAAGAUGGAAAUGCAGGAGAAUUGGUGGACUCGUCCAUUACGGAGAUCUGUCCACUUCAUGAAGUUCUGCGGUGUAUUCAGUUAGGUCUCUUGUGUGUUCAAGACGAUCCAAGUGCUCGUCCACUCAUGUCAUCCACCGUGUUCAUGUUAGAAAAUGAAACAGCCCCGCUUCCUACUCCGAAGGAGCCUGUAUAUUUUAGGCAACGGAAGUAUGAAGUUGAAGACCAAAGGCAAGACUAUGACCUGGAAAUGUCUCUUAAUGGCAUGACUAUGACAAUGGAAGAGGGGCGUUAA